Clonostachys byssicola is the source of this 915-nucleotide messenger RNA. The record is from the annotation of a GenBank genome assembly. NCBI's taxonomy places the organism in Eukaryota, Fungi, Ascomycota, Sordariomycetes, Hypocreales, Bionectriaceae.
AUGUCGGAAGACCUGUCUUUCGAGCUUCCAGAUGGCCGCAAUCUCAGCUACACCACCUUUGGGGCGCCCAUCUCCCCAAACCAGUCAGUCAUAUUCUACUUCCACGGGUUUCCCGGCACACACAGCGAGGGUCUAUCUGUCCAUGAAGCGGCUUCAAAGCGCGGUGUCGUCGUAGUUGGUGUCACCAGGCCCGGCUUUGGUGACUCGACGGCACUGCCCGGCCGCGCACUGUCUGCAUUCCCCCCCGAUGUCCUGCAUCUCGCCGAUCACCUGGGCGUACAGAAGUUCGCCGUCCUGGGCAUCUCCGGCGGCGGACCAUACGCGCUGGCCUCUCUGCGCCACUUGCCCACCGAGCGGCUACGCUCCGUGGCCGUCGUGUCCGGCAUGUGGCCCACGGCUCUAGGCACGGCGGGCAUGAUGCCGCAGAUGCGCGUCAUGUAUACCCUCGCGAACUGGGUGCCUGGACUUGUCAACUGGAUGGUCGGCAUGGAGCUCAACGCCGCGGCCCAGGACGCCGAGCACCCGGAGAAGUUUGAGGAGCUGAUGGCCAAAGGCUUUCAGCGAUGGCCGGCCGAGGACCAGGAGGUCAUCUUUGAGGAGGACGGUAAGCUUUUCAAGAUUUUGACGCGAAGUUCGCGAGAGGCCAUCAAGCACGGCACUGGCGGAUUUGGUACCGAGGCGCAAGUCUUUGGCAGGCCUUGGGAUUUUCAGCUUGAAGAUCUACCAAUCGAUGGUAGGCUGGAAGUGUGGCAUGGCGCCAAGGAUCGCAAUGUUCCCAUUAACAUGGCUGAUCACGCAGUCGAGUUGAUGCCCGGGGUUGGGUACCACAGAUUUGAAGAGGAGGCUCAUCUGACUUUGUCCAUGAAGCACUUGGAUGAGAUCCUAGACUCAUUGCUCAGCAAGUUGGAGAAUUGA